Molecule: messenger RNA, 2581 nt
Organism: Pseudomyrmex gracilis
Lineage: Eukaryota; Metazoa; Arthropoda; Insecta; Hymenoptera; Formicidae
Product: DNA ligase 1-like
Exons: 5
Coding region: 206-1258 (350 amino acids)
Source: RefSeq, a predicted model, not a curated record
CUGGCAAGGCACAUCGUCGCACAUCCGCCAGAGUGCGCGGAGCUUGCCGCGUUGCUGGCAGAUUUGUCUGCAUGUCGCGUCGUGUCAGCCGUCUGAUUCGCUGCUGCUAUCAUCAUCGACGUUGCCGUCAUCAUUGUCCGCAUAACGUCCCCGGGUCCCGGGUACGCAAACGCUAAAUUCGGCCGUCACGAGUACGUACGUCGCCAUGGAGCACGUCGGCCUGUUGCUGCAACAUUCGCAAUAUGUGUACGCGAUUCCCGUAGGUAUCGUGCUGAUAUGCGCCAUUCUCGUGUUUGUCUUCGGCUUCAAGAAAGCCGAACAGCCGCCGUUCGCGCAGCUCUCUGCUAGCUCCGACGUCGAUCGGAAGUUCGGCAAGAAACGCACCAAGACUCGCGAGAAGAAAGCUGCUAAUGGACAAGUUGCAUCUGAAAAAACAAGUCCAGCCAAAAAAACAUUAAAUGCAAAACCAGAAGCACCAAAGAAGACAGCAAAGGGAGAUGAUGUUGAUGGAAAAUUGAAGGAACGCAAACACGAAGACAAUAAGAUAUCAGUGACUAAAAAAGAGAAGGAACAGUCUUCAGUUAAGGCUGGUAAGGAGAAUAAAGCAGAGCAAGUAAAGAACAAGAAAAAUUUGAAGAACUUGUUCCAGGAAAAACCUGUGGACUUUGACGAUGGAGAUUGGGAACAAGCUUAUUCACGCAAGGAUAAGAAAAACAAGAAAAAGGAAGAGGAAUCUCCUUCAAAAAAGAACAAGAAAACACCUAAAAAGACUGACUUGAUAAAUGAGGCUAAGCAGAAAGAGCAAGAGAAACCCGAGAUCAAAGAUAAAAUCGCCAAGGAAACAGAGAACAAGGAGCUCAAAGAAAAGGAAAAAAAGGAAGUAAUUCUUACUUCUAUUUCUGACGAAAAAACAGAAAAGGGCAAAGUACAGCAGAAGGACGAACAGAACAAGGUUGAGAAAGUUGAGAAAGUCGAAAAGGAAGAAAAGAAAUCUGGAAAAUCGAAGAAAAACAAGAAAGUUUCUGAAAGUGAAAAUACACCUGCUUCAAUACCGUCUACACCGAAGUUAGAUAACAAGCCUACAGUGGACGAGCCGCCGAAGAAAACAUCUGAUGUAGAAAAAGUGAUCAACAAUGUGGAAGAAAAUGCAGUUGCGGAAAAUAAAGAGAAAACCGCCGUGUUCGACGAAUUGGGAGAUGUCUGGACAGAAGCAAAACCACAGAAAAAAAGUAAAAAAAAGGCUCGUAGAGAUAAUUAAAAAUGAUUAUACUCUUUUAACGACGGUUCUUUGCGAAAAGGAGAGAAAGAGUGAGAAUCCUGCUUGGUCCAAAAGACAUUUGUCGCUUUCGACAAAUCAGGUGUGUUUUUAGUGACUUACUAAUCGUGCGAUUGCGUGACCAAAUCGUUCCUUUCGCUCUUGUAUAUAUAUAUAUGAUACCAGUUUUAACUAGGUUGUUGUCAUUUUAUGACUUUGUGUUAUCCCAAUACUAUACAGAGAUUGCGUGUGUAUUGAUUGUGCGUGAGAGAACGGCAUCACACAUAGAGAACAAGAAUUUUUAUAUGUUCUUCAUUUUUCUUAGUCUACCAUGUUGCAUUUAAUAAGAAUUGUAUGAGUCAUAGUUAUCACAUUUGCUAGACAAUUAUAUAUACAUAUAUAUAUACAUUAGAUUUCUUAGAUAUCUCUUUAUACACACAUGUUUAUAUUGGGGCAUGUUAUCUUGUUUAUAUAAUUAUAUAGGUCUAUGUGUGUAUAAAUGGUGGAUCUUUAUCGCCAAGUUUGUAACUGUUAGAUAUGGUUAUUACUUAUGUCAUUUGUAUCUUUUUUUGUUGAGGAAUCUUGAAAGAAAUAUCCUAUAUAUGAUCGUGCUAUUAUUCCUUAUAUUAAGAAGAAAUUAUUUUGCACGUCAUCUCGGUGUUACUUAAAAACGCUGGUUUUUCAUCUUGUUAAUGUUUUAAUUGUACGUGUAGGAACGGUUGCAAACGUAGAAAGUACAUCUAAUACAUUUCAUAGUUAUAAUCCACAGUAAAGGACAAUCUUUGAGAACUCCUGUAUUGCUGACGUUUUAAAAUUCUUUCCUAAAAGAUAUUAUAUUUUUCUAUAUGAUAGUCGCGUUUAUAUUGGAAAGAAGGAUAUUACUUUUUUUUACGAACACAGAAAGUCGAAGAAGAUUCAUUUCCCAAACGAUUAGCACAGGUUAGCACUUGAUUGAAUAUAUCAAUAAUAUGAGUUUUGCGGAACAAGAUAUUAUUGGCGUUAAUAUAAGUCGUGAAAACGACAACGAAUAACAACAUUGAUAAGACGAAACUUUCUGUUGCGCGCACUUGUGUAGAUAAAUAUUGAACUGAAAAGAAAAAAUUACACGAGAUAUAUUCUAAUGUCAUUCGUAAAUAAUUACUUAUUUGCAUAAUAAUUAUUGCUGUUAUACUUCAUAUCUCCAUGAGAUUUUUAAUGUUUUUUGAUCGCAUAAACAUUUCAAACCAUUAAGCAGUGCUAACCAAAACGGUCAAACAAACGACGCGGUUCAGCUGUUCGUUCCUCAUGCUGUGUAUUAAAUAAAAAAAAAUAAAAAAAAAAAAAAAA